UGACUGCUAUUUCCUGAAAGUCCCGAAAUUUAACAUUAAUCUGGCAUGGCUCAGGGAAGCCAGCAGUUAGAUAUGCAGGUACUCCAUGACCUCCGGCAACGUUUUCCUGAGAUUCCUGAAAGUGUGGUGUCUCAGUGCAUGCUCCAGAACAACAACAAUCUUGAUGCUUGUUGUCGAAUUCUUGCACAAGAGAGCAACAAAUACCUAUAUAUGGAAUAUCACAGCCCAGAUGACACCCGAGUGAACAGGAAUCGUCUUUUGCAUAUUAACCUUGGCAUCCAUCCUCAUACUAACUAUGGAGGAGAUGGAUCUCAACUUAAUGGUGGUCGUACACUGGUACAUAGUUCAAGUGAUGGACAUAUUGAUCCACAGUGCACUCCAGGCAAACAGCUGAUCUGUUUAGUCCAAGAACCACAUUCUGCUCCUGCUGUUGUUGCAGCUUCUCCAAACUAUAAUCCUUUUUUUAUGAAUGAUCAGAAUAGAAAUGCAGCUACUCCUCCUCCACAGACACCUCAGCAGUCUUCUCCCAUACAGCCUGGAAUGAAUACAUCUGCUAUGCAAGGUCCUCCUCCUCCUCCAUAUAUGCAUAUACCUCGGUACAGCACAAAUCCUAUAACUGUUACAGUUUCACAAAACCUCCCUUCUGGGCAGCCUUUACCGAGAGCUUUACAAAUUCUUCCUCAAAUUCAAAGUACUCCUUAUGGAAGUCCUGGAUCACUGUAUAUUAGGCAGACAACUCAAGGUUCUUCAGGACGACAGACUCCUACUCAAAGUACACAGUGGCAUUCACCACCACCAGGUCCAGUUCCACAUUAUAGUCCACAUCCAUUACCUGUCUAUCCACACCAACAGAGCUAUCAGCCUUCUCAGUAUUCUCCCAAGCAGCCCCAGAUUCCUCAGUCUCCUUUUCGAUCACCACCUGCUUCUCAGUGCCCUUCUCCUUUUGGAUCGCCUCAACAUCAAGUUCAACCCAGCCAAUUAGGACAUCAAAGUUCCCAUGUAUUUAUGCCUCCUAGUCCUUCAACUGUGCUACCCCAUCCAUAUCAACAAACACCACAGUCAUAUCAAAAAUCAAGUGGACACUCAGUAUCUUAUCUCCCAUAUGGUGGACCUACUUUAUCUAAAGGCUCCAUGAACAAGAUAGAAAUUACGGUUGAACCACCACAAAGACCUGGGACUACACUUAAUAGGAGCCCUUCACCUAUAAGUAAUCAGCCAUCCCAACGGAAUCAGCACCCACUAUAUACACCUGCAACUCCUUCAGGUUCUCCUUCCAGAAGUAUAGCAGGUCAGCCUAAACUUCCUUAUAGUGUUAAUCCUGUAUAUAUAACAUAUACACAACCAGUUGGACCUUCAGGUAUUCUUACACAAUCCCCCCGUGUAAUGGUAUCUCAGCCAAAUCCAGCAGUUUUUAAAAUCACAGUAGGUCGAGCUCCUGCUGAGAAUCUUCUAAAUUUAGUGGACCAAGAAGAACAUUCUGCAGCACCAGAACCUAUCCAGCCCAUUUCAGUUGUACCAGGAUCUAGAGGCGAAAGAGGAAGGCAUAAAUACCAGAGAAGUUCCAGCUCUGGAUCAGAUGACUAUGCUUAUACUCAAGCUUUGCUAUUACAUCAACGUGCAAGGAUGGAGAGGUUAGCAAAGGAGCUGAACUUUGAGAAUGAAGAACUUGAGAAACUUAAAGGUGAAGUAAAUAAUAUGGAACAUGAUCUUAUGCAAAGGCGUCUGAGAAGAGUCAGCUGUACAACCUCAAUCCCAACACCCGAGGAGAUGACAAGAUUGAGAAGCAUGAAUAGGCAGCUCCAGAUAAAUGUAGACUGUACUCAGAAAGAAAUUGACCUCCUUCAGUCUAGAGGCAACUUUGACCUGAAAGCCAUGAAUAAUUUUUAUGAUAACAUAGAGCCUGGUCCUGUUGUACCACCAAAGCCAUGUAAAAAAGACCAUCAAAAUAGUUCCAAGCAAGUUCUGCGAUCACAGCCAAGAGAUGAGGACUUUGAAGGAGCUCCAUGGAAUUGUGACAGCUGUACUUUCUUGAAUCACCCAGCACUGAAUCGUUGUGAGCAAUGUGAAAUGCCGCGGUAUGCCUGAAUUUAUAAAGGUCUACUUUGUAUUAAAACAGGCUUUGAGAUCUCAGCCAUAGAUGAAAAUGUGGGGGAAUCUUUCAGUUCUCUACCAGGUAUUUGCCAGCCGGUCAUUUUCAAUUUUUGAGAGAAAAAUCUCCUUUUCAUUCAUGCUGCACUAAAGAUUAGCUUGUGGAGAUAUUCUCUUAUCCCAUGGUGGUAAGAAAGUGUGAAAGGAUAUUCUGAAUCCAAAAUGGAUUUUCUUUGA
This is a messenger RNA of Protobothrops mucrosquamatus (brown spotted pit viper), 2325 nucleotides long. RefSeq names its product TGF-beta activated kinase 1 (MAP3K7) binding protein 3 (gene TAB3). Gene Ontology annotation, cellular component: extracellular exosome. The coding region runs from base 46 to 2085 and encodes 679 amino acids. The record is from RefSeq and is a predicted model, not a curated record. Gene Ontology annotation, molecular function: ubiquitin binding. NCBI's taxonomy places the organism in Eukaryota, Metazoa, Chordata, Lepidosauria, Squamata, Viperidae. The transcript is spliced from 6 exons.